Messenger RNA from Schistosoma guineensis, 942 nucleotides. The record is from the annotation of a GenBank genome assembly. Lineage: Eukaryota; Metazoa; Platyhelminthes; Trematoda; Strigeidida; Schistosomatidae.
CCCUCUUCAUGCCAAUAUACCCACUUCUGCAGUUUCACACCCAUCCGUUACAAGAGAAAUUUGGUCAGAUGUCUCACGAGCAGAGCAAAAAAGAUCUGUACAGUAGACACUCUAAGUCAGGAGCUUGAAUUUCUCAUCAACUCACUGACCGAGAUCGGCUACCCCAGCGCGUUCAUUAAGAAAUACAUGCAGGAUAUAAUAAAGAAGUCGGAGAUUUCGACUGUUCGUAAGAAACAUUUAUACAUGAAAGUGCAAUUCAACGGGGAUGUGGCUAGUGACACUCUGAAAUAUAGGUUAACCAAAGUAAUCACCAAGACAUUCUACGCAGCCAAUCUUGCGUUGACCUUCUCUUGUCGACCAGCGAUGUCUACUCAAACGAAGGAUAAGCUGCCUGAGUUGGCCUCUUCCAUGUGCAUCUACAAAUUCAGCUGCUCCUGUGGAGAUAGCUAUAUAGGGCGUACUACCAGGCAACUUAACCAACGAAUGAGUGAACAUCUACCAACUUGGUACAUAAAGGGUCAGAGAAAAACUAUUCGCAGCUCUAUACUAGCACAUCUUAUUGAUAGCGGUCAUGCAGUAGAUAAAUUGAAAUCAUUUCGAGUUAUCUAUCGUAUACCUCCAUCAUUUCCUGACGGAGUCCGUUCCCGUCUCCUAUAUAUAGCUGAAGCCAUUGGAAUUCGUACAUAUAACCCCAAUCUAUGUGUACAGAAGAAAUACGUGACUCCCCUAUCCCUUCCAUGGCCAGUUAUAACCUAACUAACAAUUUUUUUUUUUAAUUUCAAAUUUUAUUAUUAUCAUUAUUUAUUUUAUUCUAUCUGUGUUAUUGUUAACCUUAUUUCCACAUCCAUUAUUUGUUUGUCAUUAUCCGCCUCUUUGUAUUCUUCACUAUCUAAUUAUUUACACACAUCUUAUUACGUAAUGAUUUUUAAUGUUUUGUGAUUA